AUGACGAAAUCUCCUGAAUUCAAUGAAUCUCGAUUAAAUGGAGCCGUCACUAUUGCUACAACCCAGAAAAAACCGAAUAUCGCGAGAAUUGCGCGUGAAUUCAACGUGUCCUACACCACCCUCCUAGACCGCCUGAAAAAACCAAGAACACCAGCUACACCAACACCAUCGAAGAAGAACCUCCUACAGCCGUAUCAGGAGAAGGCCUUGAUUAGUUGGAUUAUACAAAUGCGGAAUUGGAACCUCCCCCCGACUGCUUCGAUUAUACAGGCGUGGGCAAAUCAGGCGCUUGCCCGCGCGGGCUCAGAGAAGCGGGCAAGCAAGAUGUGGCCAUACUGA
This is a messenger RNA of Aspergillus calidoustus, 339 nucleotides long. Lineage: Eukaryota; Fungi; Ascomycota; Eurotiomycetes; Eurotiales; Aspergillaceae. The record is from the annotation of a GenBank genome assembly.